Molecule: messenger RNA, 1082 nt
Organism: Phoenix dactylifera (date palm)
Lineage: Eukaryota; Viridiplantae; Streptophyta; Magnoliopsida; Arecales; Arecaceae
Product: NAC domain-containing protein 22-like
Biological process (GO): regulation of DNA-templated transcription
Molecular function (GO): DNA binding
Source: RefSeq, a predicted model, not a curated record
CGGGAGAGGGAUUAAUUGAGGAGCUCUUUGGUCUAAGGUCCAUAAGUCCGCCAACCUUCUCUAUGACCACAGAAGGAAGAGAGAGCAGUAGUAUGGAACAAAGUGGAGCAGGGCUGGGGCUUCCGGGUUUCAGGUUCCAUCCUACAGAGGAGGAGCUUCUGGACUUCUAUCUUAGAAGAGCAGUUCGGGGAAAGAAGCUCCAGAUUGACAUCAUUGGCACUCUCAAUCUCUACCGCCAUGAUCCUUGGGAACUACCUGGGUUGGCGAAGAUAGGAGAAAGAGAGUGGUACUUCUUUGUGCCAAGGGACCGGAGGCAGUCUAAUGGUGGGAGACCGAAUCGGACGACGGAACAUGGGUUCUGGAAAGCCACCGGUUCAGACCGGCCGAUCCGCAGCGCGGCCGACCCGAAGCGGCUCAUCGGCCUCAAGAAGACCUUGGUCUACUACCAAGGUCGGGCCCCACGUGGCUCCAAGACUGAUUGGGUCAUGAAUGAAUACCGCUUCCCUGAUGCCACCACCCCACCCACGGAGGACAUAGUUUUGUGCAAGAUCUACCGGAAGGCAACAUCGUUGAAGGAACUGGAGCAGAGAGCGGCAAUGGCAUCGCCAAAUUCUAGGUCGAUGGUGGACUUGGUGUUGCAAAAAUGCAUGGCUGUGGAUGAUGAUGGUGUCAAGGAGCCUGAGGAGGAGGUGGAAAAAGAGGCCAAGGUCGAGGUAUUGGCUGAGUCGACCCGGUCAACGAGUCUGCCUAGGCUUGAUAUUCCGAAGUAUAAUGGGUUAGAGUGGAUGCAGGAUCCUUUCUUGACUCAGCUUAGGAGUCCAUGGAUGGAUCUAUGGUCUCCUUACUAUGCCAGCGUGCUCAAUUUCUGAACUUUGAAGCAUAGAGAUGUGCUAACAAAUGUAUGGAUUCUGCUUGCAAGUUUUUUCAUGUUAAGAGGGACAACGGUCUUAAUUGGAUGUUGAGGAGGGGAGGUUUGACGCUGCUGAUGUUUAUUUUGUGAAUAGAGAAGUGCACAUUAUCAAGUUAGUUUGCACUUAUUGUAGUUGCAUUAGCUCUACUUUCAUGUGUAAUGUCAUAAUUAA